AUCGCCACGGGUUUCUAAAACUACUUUUUCGCAUUAUUUUUUAAUUUAUUGCUUAUUUUUUUGUUUGUUUAUUCGCAAACAAAUAAUAAUAAUAAAAAAAGAUGGAAUAUAUGGCGACUUCAUCCCCGUCAUCGUCUCCGGAGUGGCCAGCAAAGUUCAGCCACAUCAGGAAAGUUUUGGGUAGGGCUGGUCCAUUAUCGUGUCCUGACUUUGAGCCUGGGCCCGAGAAUUUAAACUUCCUUCAAAAUGUGUGCAAAGUGCUCAUCAUUGGAGCUGGAGGGCUGGGCUGCGAAUUAUUGAAAGACUUGGCGUUGUUUGGCUUUUGUAACAUCCAUAUAAUUGAUAUGGAUACUAUAGAUCUAUCCAACUUGAACAGGCAGUUUCUAUUCAGGCACCAUGAUAUAGGCAAGCCAAAAGCGAUAGUGGCUGCUGAGUUCAUUAAAAGUAGAAUUUCUGACUGCAAUGUUACUCCUCACUAUGCUAAGAUACAAGAUUUUUAUUCUGAAUUUUAUAGAGAGUUCCAUAUAAUUGUAUGUGGUUUGGAUUCAAUAGUAGCUCGGAGGUGGAUCAAUGGUUUGCUGGUCAGCAUGUUAGUGUACGACGAUGAUGGUAACUUGGAUCAGUCGAGCAUCAUUCCUCUGGUUGAUGGUGGCACUGAAGGUUUCAAGGGUAACGUCAGGGUCAUCCUUCCCGGGUUAACUCCGUGCAUCGAGUGCACCCUCGAUUUCUAUCCACCUCAGGUGAACUACCCACUUUGCACAAUAGCCCACACGCCUCGUCUACCUGAACACUGCAUUGAAUACGUCAGAUUGCUUUUGUGGCCCAAGGAGAACCCAUUUGGGGAUACUGUCUCGAUAGAUGGCGACAACCCGGAGCACAUUCAGUGGAUUCUCAAGAAGGCAGUUGAGAGAGGCAAUGAGUUCAACAUACACGAUAUCACGUAUCGACUGACUCAAGGUGUUGUUAAGAACAUCAUUCCAGCUGUUGCAUCUACCAAUGCUGUUAUAGCUGCACUCUGUGCUACUGAAGUGUUCAAGUUAGCUGUCAGUUGCUAUUCACCACUGAACAAUUACUUGAUCUUCAAUGACCUAGAGGGCAUAUAUUCACAUGCUUUUGAGGCUGAGAAAAAGGAGGACUGUGCUGUAUGCAGCCAGGUUCCACAGUCACUUGCAUUUUCAUACAGCGACACUCUCCUAUCUCUCAUCAAUUUCUUACAAGAGAGCAAACAAUAUCAGUUGAAAUCGCCUGGCAUCAUAACGGAAGUGGCCGGCAAGACGAGGACGUUGUACAUGUCCACUGUGAAAUCUCUUGAAGCCGCCACCAAGGCCAACCUCAGAAAGACGCUAGCUGAACUGGAGCUGGAAAAUGGGCAGCUGAUAUACGUGGCCGACCAAACAUCUCCAAGCAACUUGACAUUCAAAUUAGUUCUCUCUUGA
Helobdella robusta is the source of this 1436-nucleotide messenger RNA. RefSeq lists its product as hypothetical. The transcript is spliced from 15 exons. Gene Ontology annotation, molecular function: NEDD8 activating enzyme activity. Bases 102 to 1436 code for a protein of 444 amino acids. Gene Ontology annotation, cellular component: nucleus; cytoplasm. The record is from RefSeq and is a predicted model, not a curated record. NCBI's taxonomy places the organism in Eukaryota, Metazoa, Annelida, Clitellata, Rhynchobdellida, Glossiphoniidae. Gene Ontology annotation, biological process: protein neddylation.